Setaria italica (foxtail millet) is the source of this 1898-nucleotide messenger RNA. RefSeq lists its product as uncharacterized. Bases 53 to 376 code for a protein of 107 amino acids. Lineage: Eukaryota; Viridiplantae; Streptophyta; Magnoliopsida; Poales; Poaceae. The record is from RefSeq and is a predicted model, not a curated record. The transcript has 2 exons.
UCAUAGUGCAUCCUAUUUGGAGGAGUUGGAGGAGGAGGCGGAGUGGGAGAGGAUGAAGCUGCUGGAGAUUGAGCAGGGCGAGGGGCUCAGAGCUCGGAAACGGGAAGCCGAGGAGCGCAUCCGCGACUACGAUCCCAAGCAGGGGGGCGUCUACUACACCCGAUUCUACUAUGCCUAUGACCUCGCCUCUUUCGACCACGACGAGGAGUCGCCCAUUCCGCCGAUGAGAUUUACUAAUGCGGUCUACAAAAGUAACGACGACUAUGAGCUGUGUGAGGCAGUAAACAUCUUAUCUAUGAAGGUAGGCUCCUUGGAUAUUGAAUUCCCAAUCCAUGUCUAUGGCACUGUCAUUGUGAGGGACAGCCUUGACAAAUAGUGUGUCUAUCUCUUCCGGCGUGAUAGAGAAGAGUCCCAAACCAUCAACUCUAAGGUAUGCAGUUGCUUUUAAAAAACCCAUCUUGCUCACAGAGGGAAGUUACCGAUUGACAAUGUAAAUUCUAUAGUUCUAGUGGCUGACAUGGUGAUACACGUCUUCAUUUGUCAUUCUGAAUUCGCAUGGUGUUGGAAGUUGUGAGGUUUCCACAUCACUGAUCAACCAUCAAAAUGUCAGCUAACCGUGUCAUAAUCAUAUCACAAUACACAUUUAGAACGAAGUGUGUAACUGUUGUGUGUGUUUUUUCUUGUGCUUGUUUUGUGCACACCAAAAGGGCAUACACUGUUGGAAUUAGAUGAUGGAACUUUCCCCUUGAGCGUAGUAUAAGAUAGUUAAACAUGAGUCCAGUUGUGAAAUAAUAAGGAUAUGUCACUGUUACUGUUUCGUUUGGAGACUGGAGAGGGUAAUAUCAUAUGGUUUAGAUAUGGCAUCAGACAUAAUAACACUGCAGAACAAUCUAGCUUCUAGUCAGUCUAAUGAUACUACCCUAUGGGAUGUACAUGAGUAUAGCAUUUGAACAUUCACAAUUUUAUCUUGGUAACAGCUUUCUUAUGCUUUGUGGCUGGAAUUUUAUUCUACCUGUAUUGCAGAUAUUCGUUUUUUAUAUUUGGAUAACUUAUCAUGCAAGUUGUGUAGGAUGAAUCGCUGAUCUUGACAGGUCCAAAACGAGGACUUGCACUAAUAAGUAAUGCAUAUGUUGAGACUAAUCUGAUUAUCAAGGGUGAUGAGAAGCAGGAGGACAGACAACUCAGUAAAGGAAUCUUGACGAUUCCAGGCAUGGAACAGAGAGUGUUGAUAAGAUGUGAGCUCUAAAGUUGUUCUCUUGCUACCAGGCUCAGCACUGUGGAUGUGAUGUAUGGAGUUGUGAAAGAUGCAGUGGAGGCAACAAUUUCAAUUGAAGUUUUAGCUGGAGAAUUUUUUUGGAGAAAUCACAGCCUGCACCAGCAGCAUCAAGGAAAGGCUUGUGCUUCAUGGUAGAUUGGCUUAUAUUACUAGUGGUGAGAAAAUUGCCCCCAUUUUCCCGCUUUUGCGAUCCGUGGUAGCUGUCCAUGUGAAGGAGAAGCUGCUACUAACUAUCACUGCCCAUACUGAGGAUGGAGAAUUUACAAAGUGCAUCAACUGUACUCCAAGGGUCAAUGGUUCAUAUCUAGAUGAAGUUACCAUUGGUUUUGCUGCAUUGCGCGUGAAAGUUGUAUGGUCGAUAAUUGACUUUUGAGUAUCAAACUUUGGGUUGGCUGGUUGUUAACAGUUUAUUAUGAAAGUAUAGGCAGGAUAAAUUAGUCUGCAACUACAGUGUAUGUUAUCGUUUUGGGCUGGUUGUUGGUCUUAUGUAAGUGGGGGCACUCUUAGCCUUUUUAUUUGAUCUCGUGGUAAAAUUAUUAUCGUGGAUUAUUGUGUGAUAUUGGAUAUUGGAUGUUGCCCAUUGUAGUUUGGCCGGAGUGCUUGUAGGCGAACAUGGAGUUGA